AACUUUCCUCCCCUGAAUCUCUCACAAGAAGAGUGGUGUGUUUUACCUGUCAGUACAACAUCUAUGCUGAAGCUCUGGACACUGUAACCUGUUUAGGAUGACAUAAAGAGGUCGACAUUUUGGACAGAGGGAGAUGGCCUGUGUGUUUGCUACCCAUUAUGUUUUCUGUGACAUGAGAUUCAAACAUCUCUAGAUUAGGAAGCUGUGCUGGCAGCAGGCUGAGUGAGGAACAUGGCGACCCAAUCUGAUCUGAUGGAGCUCGACAUGGCAAUGGAGCCAGACCGCAAGGCUGCAGUCAGUAACUGGCAACAGCAGUCCUAUCUGGACUCAGGCAUCCAUUCUGGGGCUACUACCACUGCACCCUCCCUCAGUGGCAAAGGCAAUCCUGAGGAUGACGAUGUGGAUAACCAAGUGCUGUAUGAUUGGGAGCAGGGAUUUAAUCAGAACUUCAACCAGGACCAAGUGGCAGACAUUGAUGGGCAGUAUGCCAUGACUAGAGCCCAGAGAGUGAGGGCAGCCAUGUUCCCAGAAACGCUGGAUGAGGGAAUGCAGAUUCCCUCCACACAGUUUGAUGGGACUCACCCUACCAAUGUGCAGCGCCUGGCUGAACCCUCACAGAUGCUCAAACAUGCAGUGGUCAAUCUCAUUAACUAUCAGGAUGAUGCAGAACUGGCCACACGUGCCAUCCCAGAACUCACAAAGCUACUCAAUGAUGAGGAUCAGGUUGUGGUAAAUAAGGCAGCAGUCAUGGUCCAUCAGCUCUCCAAGAAAGAAGCUUCGCGCCAUGCUAUCAUGCGCUCCCCUCAGAUGGUGUCUGCUAUCGUGAGGACCAUGCAGAACACCAACGAUGUGGAGACAGCCAGAUGCACAGCUGGCACUCUACAUAAUCUCUCCCACCACAGAGAGGGGCUACUUGCUAUCUUUAAAUCAGGGGGCAUUCCUGCUCUCGUCAAAAUGCUUGGGUCUCCAGUGGACUCUGUGCUGUUCUAUGCCAUCACAACUCUCCACAACCUGCUGCUGCACCAGGAGGGAGCCAAGAUGGCUGUACGUCUGGCUGGUGGCUUGCAGAAGAUGGUGGCCUUGUUGAACAAAACAAAUGUCAAAUUCCUUGCCAUCACAACAGACUGCCUUCAGAUCCUGGCCUAUGGCAAUCAAGAGAGCAAACUCAUCAUCCUUGCUAGUGGAGGCCCCCAGGCUCUGGUAAACAUCAUGAGGACAUACACAUAUGAGAAAUUGCUGUGGACCACUAGCCGUGUGUUAAAGGUGCUCUCUGUAUGUUCCAGUAACAAGCCUGCCAUUGUUGAGGCUGGUGGUAUGCAGGCACUGGGUCUCCACCUCACAGAUCCCAGUCAGCGACUGGUUCAGAACUGCCUGUGGACUCUCAGGAACCUAUCAGACGCUGCAACUAAACAGACGUCCUUAGCUGAAGUAGAUGUGCUGCAGGAAGGCAUGGAGGGCUUGCUGGGAACACUGGUUCAGCUUCUUGGUUCUGAUGACAUCAAUGUAGUUACCUGUGCUGCUGGCAUCCUGUCCAACCUUACCUGCAACAAUUAUAAGAACAAGAUGAUGGUAUGCCAAGUGGGCGGCAUCGAGGCACUGGUGCGCACAGUCCUGCGUGCUGGUGACAGAGAGGACAUUACUGAGCCAGCUAUUUGUGCUCUUCGCCACCUCACCUCUAGACAUCAGGAUGCAGAGAUGGCCCAGAAUGCAGUGCGGCUGCAUUAUGGUCUGCCAGUGGUGGUCAAACUUCUCCAUCCCCCUUCACAUUGGCCUCUUAUAAAGGCUACGGUUGGUUUGAUUCGCAAUCUGGCACUUUGCCCUGCCAACCACGCACCUCUUAGGGAACAGGGUGCCAUCCCUCGAUUGGUCCAGCUGCUUGUCAGAGCCCACCAAGACACCCAAAGACGCACCUCCAUGGGAGGUACACAGCAACAGUUUGUGGAGGGAGUCCGUAUGGAAGAGAUUGUAGAGGGCUGCACAGGAGCACUGCACAUUCUUGCUAGAGACAUUCAUAACAGGAUUGUCAUCAGAGGACUCAACACUAUUCCACUCUUUGUUCAGCUGCUAUACUCUCCCAUUGAGAACAUCCAACGUGUAGCUGCAGGUGUCUUGUGUGAAUUAGCCCAGGACAAGGAGGCGGCUGAGGCUAUUGAGGCAGAGGGUGCCACUGCUCCCCUCACAGAGCUGCUUCACUCCAGAAAUGAGGGUGUUGCCACAUAUGCUGCAGCAGUGCUGUUCCGCAUGUCGGAGGAUAAACCCCAGGACUACAAGAAGAGGCUGUCUGUGGAGCUUACCAGCUCUCUGUUCAGGACUGAGCCCAUGACCUGGAACGAGACUGGAGACUUGGGUCUGGAUAUUGGUGCUCAGGGAGAACCUCUUGGCUACAGGCAGGAUGACCCCAGCUACCGCUCCUACCACUCUGCAGGGUAUGGGCAAGAUGCCAUGGGUAUGGACCCCAUGAUGGAGCAUGAUAUGGGUGGACACCACCCUGGACCAGACUACCCUGUGGAUGGCCUGCCUGACCUUGGUCACACCCAGGACUUGAUUGAUGGGCUGCCCCCAGGCGACAGUAAUCAGCUGGCUUGGUUUGAUACUGAUCUGUAAAUAAAUUACUUUUUAGCUGUAUUGUCUGAUCUGAAUGAACCUACAUUGUGAUUUGGCCUGUAGAGUUGCUGAGCGGUCUCAAGAGAGUGGGCUAGUUUCUCUGGAAGUGCCUGACACACUAAUACAAGCUGAGUUUCCUAUGGGAACACGAGCAAGUAAAACUUUUUGUUCUGGUCCUCAUUGGUCAGAGUUUUAACUGCAAAGGAGUUUCGGUUGGGUGGGUGACUCAAAGAAAGCUCAAGAAGUGGAUCAUGAGAUGGAAUUUUCAACCAUAGCCUUGCCUGUAAUUUUUAUUACAUUUUUAUUUUUUCUUUUUGUUUGUUUUCUUUCUUUUUUUUUUUAAAGAUUCUUAAGUCUAAUGGUACUUAUCUAGCUUGCUUUGAUACUCGUCUUUUAUUUUGCAGUAAUUUGUAUUCUUUUCAAAUCUGUGUUUAAAUUAUAGUGGUAAUGCUCCAUCAAUUAAGAUUUUAUCAAGUUUAUGGUGUAGAACACUAAUCAGUUGAAUUGUAUUCUGAUCAAGUGUAACAUUGUGUAGCUUUUGUAUAAAACCAAGAAUGGGAGAAAUGGUCCAAAUAUCGGCUUUCUUGCUUUAAUAUGAUCACUGUUUCCAGUGUCACAAAUGUUCCAAAGGGUCUGCAAUCAGAGGGGGCCAGUUUUUUGUAUUUUUUUUUUUCCCUUUUCUUUUUCCUUUUUUUUUUUUUGAUGGUAGCUAUAGAAGGUUUUGAAAAGAACCCCUAAUUAUUGUAGCCUGCUGUGUUUAUUGGAGACAUGGUUAUGACAUGGCUAAACAAUAAAAUAAUGGACAAACUUCA
Messenger RNA from Pygocentrus nattereri (red-bellied piranha), 3416 nucleotides. It is a transcript of the gene ctnnb1, whose product is annotated as catenin (cadherin-associated protein), beta 1. The record is from RefSeq and is a predicted model, not a curated record. Gene Ontology annotation, molecular function: protein phosphatase binding; transcription coactivator activity; alpha-catenin binding. The transcript is spliced from 17 exons. NCBI's taxonomy places the organism in Eukaryota, Metazoa, Chordata, Actinopteri, Characiformes, Serrasalmidae. Gene Ontology annotation, cellular component: catenin complex; adherens junction. The coding region runs from base 232 to 2604 and encodes 790 amino acids. Gene Ontology annotation, biological process: cell adhesion; positive regulation of transcription by RNA polymerase II.